CUAGUAGAAGGCUUGUCAUGGCCAUCUAAUUGUAUCAUGGUGUAAAAUAAGAUCCAUUUAAGAUUUCCAUGGAGGAACUCCUGAAGCGAGAACUGGGGACUAGCCGCUUGGAGCCUUAUGGGUUUGGGGGUGGGGGCUGUAUUAGCAGUGGCCAGGGAUAUGUCACAGACACAGGAAGAAUAUUUGCAAAACAUAAUUCCAAAUCUGAGGCAAGGCGUAUGUUUGAUGGAGAAUAUGCAAGUUUAGAGGCAAUUGAUAAGACAGAAACCAUAAGAGCUCCUAAACCUAUAAAGGUGAUAGACCAGCCAUCAGGUGGCGCUGUGUUAGUGGCAGAAUAUGUCGAUAUCAAAAGUCUUUCAAAAUAUGCGUCACAACUGGGAGAGCAGCUGGCACAAAUGCACCUUUAUAAUGAUGAGGUUGGGAAAAGAUUAUCUCUCCAAGAAAGCUCUGUCCACAAAGAUGAAAGCCUAGAAUAUGUGUCAAGGUUUGGUUUCCCGGUGACAACAUGUUGUGGGUACCUUCCACAGGAUAACACAUGGCAGGAUGACUGGGUGGUGUUUUUUACGAGACAAAAAUUACAGCAACAACUGGACCUUAUAGAAAAAGAGUAUGGAGACAGAGAAGCCAGGGAAUUGUGGCCGCAACUAUUACGUAAAAUUCCUGACUUUUUCAAAGGCAUAGACAUCAAACCUGCGCUUUUACAUGGUGACCUUUGGGGUGGGAACCUAGGAGAAUGUGACACAGGACCAGUGAUUUUCGACCCGGCUUGUUUCUAUGGCCACCAUGAGUAUGAACUUGGGAUUAUGAUGAUGUUUGGGGGGUCAGGCUCACAGACUCUGACACCCUACCACAAACUUAUCCCCAAAUCUCCAAGAUUUGAAGAGCGUCAUAAGCUCUACCAGUUAUUCCAUUAUCUGAACCAUUGGAAUCACUUUGGAGGUAGCUACAGGCACCAGUCCAUUGGAAUAAUGCGAAGUCUUAUCAAGAAAUAG
Molecule: messenger RNA, 992 nt
Organism: Owenia fusiformis
Lineage: Eukaryota; Metazoa; Annelida; Polychaeta; Sabellida; Oweniidae
Source: the annotation of a GenBank genome assembly